GGCAUUCCAACCAUUCAUUCUCUUCUUUGUUUUCUAAUUCCAACUUUCGUUUUCCUUUUCUCCUUGAAUAGACUUCUGAAAUAGAAACUGCAAGAGAAUCGGGACAGUAGUCCACUAACGAACGAAGUGUGUUGCCCAUGAUUCACUUCUCAAUACUCAAGACAAUAAUACAACAUACUCGACCAUCGAGAAUUCACAAAUGACUGGUAAGAAAACUUUCUCUUUCCAAAAAGGACGCUCACUCAUGUUGUGAUUUCCUUUCCAAAUAGACUUAUCGUACUGGUACAUACGAUAUCGCAAUGACGCAUCGCUGUCACUAAUUAUAAAUUAAUUAUAAAGUUAGGAUUAGACUAAUUAUAAUUUCCUUGCCUCGAUUAGAUGCAACGUAAACACGUAAAUUAGACUGUAAACAAAUAUCAGCUGAUGAGAGUCAAAAAGGAAAGGAAGUUUACUUAAUGGCUACCCAACACGUGGUGGGAUGGUUUGUUGGUAAACACGGAAGGGGAUAGGUUAAUAUAAAAAUGUUUACUUCACAGCUAUGUUCUCAAUAUAAAAUACUAAGAAGUUUCCAAUUUCACUAUCGUAUAUCAGCUUGUUCACAGCUUCUUGGUAAAAACAAUGUAUGUGUUAAUUACAAUUUUGAUUCCCAUCGAAAUUAUCAUCUUCAUCAACCAACAAAAUUACUCAUAAAAACCGGUAAUCAAGUCGGAAAAAGAAAUCUAUCAACAGAUCAGUUAGUAUCAAUGCAAAGGAACAUAUUUACUUAUCUUUCAGAAUGUAGUGGUACUAAUUAUCUCAAAGAACUUGUUGUUUCUGUUCAUGACACUACAGGGCUACCUUGGUGGGCUUCAAUAAUUUUCACCACUAUAAUGUUGAGGGUUUUAAUUACUUUACCAUUAGCUGCAUACCAAGCUAGUAUCGUUGCCAAAAUAGAGAAUAUUUCAGUCCUUGAAAUGCCUGAUAUAGCAAAGCAACUUCAAAAGGAGACGACUUUGAAAGCCAGGCAACUUAAUUGGACAGCGCCUAAAGCAAAUAUGUACUACAGGAGAAAUAUAAAGAAACAUUUUAACGAACUGAUUGUUCGAGAUAACUGUCAUCCAUUUAAAUCGAUAAUCACUGUUUGGUUCCAAUUGCCUACAUGGAUAUUCCUCUCUGCAGCAUUGAGGAAUUUGGCUUAUAUGUUACCUCAAAGAAAUGCUGCUGCCGAAAUACUGUUUCUGCAACUUUCAGUGGGUGGUUUUCUUUGGAUUCCUAAUUUAACUCAACCUGAUGGAUUAUUAAUAUGUCCUAUUAUUUUAGGAUUAUCAAAUUUAGCUAUCAUUGAGAUACAAGCUAUGAUGAGAUUACGUGAACCAACUAGACUCCAACGUUACGCUACAAAUUUUUUUAGAGGUUUUAGUCUUUUAUUAGUUCCUAUAUCAGCUACUGUUCCAUCCGUAUUAUGCUUAUAUUGGACAACAUCCAGCAUCGUUGGAUUAUGUCAAAACUUAUUUCUUAUGUCAAACCGAGUGAGAAAAGCAUUGAGGAUACCCGACACUCCGUCAACACAUGACUAUCCCUACCAACAACUGAUUUAUGAAAUUAAAGAAAAGAAUAAGAGAUUAUUUAGUUUUAUUGGAAGAAAAAAGUAGUUUAAAUUAUGCAAAUUGUUAUUUAUUUAUUUUGUGUAAAUACAUGUAUAUAGUGGCAAAAUGUCUGUUAAAUAACUCAGUGAGCUGACCUUUAACCUAUUGUGAUAAGGAUACAGAGCGACCCUGUUAGUCACUAUCUAAACGAUAUCCUUUCUUCAUCUAUGUAAGAUUUUCCCUUCAGUAGUGAUUCUGAAGGGGUCCUGAUAAGCAAAGGACAUGUUUGAGAAAUAUAUAUCAGUUUGUUUAGUUACACUUUUUUAUUUUAUAAUCGAUUGUUACUCUUUGCAAACUCUUAACACAGAAAGCAAUGGGUGGUAUGGUUGGGGCUGCCCCCCUCACGCUACUGGACAAUUUCCUUAUUUAGGCGACUGCAAGAGGUUUUAUAAUUGCUACAACGGACGAGGCCAGCUCUCUAUCUGUGCACCUGGAACAUUAUUCAAUCCUAGCACCUUAGAAUGUGACUUUCCCAGUAAAGUUACUUGUCUUAAAAAUGAUGACAAAAUUACUGACAGUAAGCCAGGAAUUGUGAAAGAUCAGUAUUCGCCUUACAAUCACCAUCGUCGCACGCAGGCUUACACAAAAGGUGGCAAUGUAGAUACUGGAGGUCAGUGGUCCGGUCAUCAACACUAUGGCUGGCAAUAUCAACCCCACAAUCAUCCGCAAACCAAUCCAAGUGAGAGCAGACAAUAUCACAAUCAGCCCCAGCCUUAUCCAAACCAACAACCAAUUGAAAAGAGUGCUAAGACAUACACAUACCAGCAUGCUGGGGUUCAGCCCCCAUCUUACCGAUUGGAACCCCCUCAACAACCAAUUUAUUACCAGAAUCCUCAUUACAGCAUGCCGGCUGUACCCGCCCAGCCUGUGGUUUAUGCAAGACCAUGUUACCAAGAGCCAUGCAGUCAACAACCCUCUAACAACCAGUACUCGUCGGGAGUGUACUCUUCAGGUGCACACAGUGCCCCUCCAGUACCUUCGCCUAAUCUUAACAGCUAUCAACCCGCUGAACCAAAGCAAGUCUUUUACACAAAGACCCCAAUUAGUCCUAUUGGAAAAUCAUAUCCCAACUAUUAUCCUACUUAUGCCCAACCGCAACCCAAUUAUUCCCAAGAACCACCACAAGUAAAAGAAGGAUACAACUCGUUCGUUUUCCCAGAUCAACAAAAACACACUGAAGCAAAUUUGAAUACUAAUUAUAAUCAAGGUUAUUAUGGCCAACAAUAUCCAGGUUCUGUCGAGCCAAAACCAAUAGUCCCGGCAAUUUUUUCCCCUCCUGUAAAACCUGUAGUUGAACCAGAAAGCAACUACUCAUACCCUUCUAACACUGAUUGGAAUCAACCCAAAUCAGUUUAUAACCCUGAACCGUACCAAACAACAACUGAGGCAUACGAUGCACCAAAGGAUGUUUGUCCUGAAGGUUUCAGCGGUCUAACGGCGCAUUCUGACUGCACAAAGUUUUUAAGUUGUUCUCAUGGUAGAUCUUUUGUUAUGGACUGCAGUCCAGGAACAAGAUUCAAUCCUGAACUUUUGAUUUGUGACCAUAUACAUAAUGUCAAAUGUGAUAAUAAUAAUAAUAAAAAAGAAGUUUUUGUUGAGGAUGAAAAUUUACAGCCGUCAGAAACAAACUCAGAAGUACAUAUUUAUCGUUCUGCAACAUUACCACCCGAAAACAUUGAGCCGGAUGAUACAGCAAUAAUUGAUGCGAUAGAUAAUAUCACUGAUUUAUUAAUUAAUUAUAAUAAAACUGUUGUAAAAUUAACUAGUACAGUUUCUAAGACAACAAAUAAAUUUACAACAACAACAGAAAAACCAGUGGAAACUCUUUCAAUUGUACCUAAAAUAAGGAUCGAAUCUUCGCCUCAACAGAACUUUAUCACUGAUAAAAAGAAUGAAAAUACUCCAAAACAGUCUUUCAAGCCGGAAACUCCACCUGCUCCUAAAGCUAGGUUGAUCUCCAAAAGAAAUUCAACUCUUGACAAGCAGAUCAUACGUUUACGAGGAAGCCCAUCACAGUUUGAAGGCUUUGUAGAAAUGCAAUUAUCCACUGGAUCGUGGGGUGUCGUCUGCGAUAAACGAAAUGACUGGAAAAUUGAAGAAGCUCAUGUUGUUUGCAGAAGUUUGGGCUAUCCAAGAGGUGCUGAACUAAGCUGGCAAGGUUUACCUGCUGAUGUAAAAAAUAUAACUUCAAGUAUUCUUGCUACAGACGUUGUCGUUUGUACCGGUUCGGAGGAUUCACUACUUGAUUGUACAUUAUCUGUUGGUGACGGAUGUGACCCAACCAAAGAUGGAGUCUGGGUACGUUGCUAUAGUCAUGGCCUGUCGAGGUGCUAUCCCGGAGAAAUGUCUCUUGGGGAUCGUUGUUACUCUAUUGUUACACCAAGUGAAGAAACAGCAACUGAAAAUCUUGUUGGCUUCACGCAGGGAGAAGCUCUUUCGUAUUGUCAGAAAAAAGGAGGUCAUCUUGUAGACAUUACAUCACAGGUUGAAAAUGACUUUGUAUCUGAAUGGCUGAUCAGGCAGAAUAUAGACGGUAAUAUCAUGACUUCUGGUGUUGGUAUGUCUCUUAUGGGCGGCUCAAUUUGGAUUUGGGAAGGCAGUGAAAGUACAUUCACUUAUCACAACUGGUGGCCAGGCUGGAGUGGUGCAAAGUCUAUACCACCUCAAACGUACACUGGCCGAGCACUCUGCAUCGUUUUAAGAAGAUAUUUCCCUUGCAAGGACUCGAAAGGUUCCGAAGAUCGACUUUGCGAUGCCCAAUACUAUUAUUGGGACGUGGAGGAUUGUGAUGCCAUGCCCACUAGUCUUCCUUAUGUUUGCGAAAGACCUGCCAAUAAAAUUGGUUGUGUUAUGGGUACGGGUACCGGAUACAAGGGUGGUGCCAAUGUCACUAAAGCGGGUAAUAUCUGUCUUUCAUGGGACCACAAAGACGUCCUUCCGGAAUUGAAGUAUAGAAUUUCAGAAUCCGAUAGAAAAGUUAGUUUAUCAGGGCAUAACUAUUGUCGCAACGUAGCAGGUAAAGAAACUCAUCCAUGGUGUUACGUAAGAGAAACCACUACGCUUGUAAAGAAAGAGCUAUGCGAUAUUCCUAUAUGUGCAGAAGGUGUAGAAAAAUCUGCAAGAUAUUUUCAAUGUCCUCCUAAUUAUUUCGCUUGUGGUCUCAGUGGAAAAUGUAUUCCAACAUCACAAGUUUGUGAUGGGCAGUCUGAUUGCUCUGACUCUGAGGAUGAAAAUAAUUGUCAAGUUAUAUCGUCCCAAUUUUCUAUUUUCGAGAACUCGAAACUGAUCGUAUCAGAUGUUGAAGUUUUCAUCAGAACUCCACUUAAUGCUUGUGCUCAAAGAUGUCUAGAACUGAUCAACUGCAGAUCAUUUUCUUUUCUAGUUAAUCAAGAAGAAUGUGUUCUGAGCGAAAGUAAUAUUGGGUUAUCAGGUAAUAGAACCAAAGCACCUGGUUGGGAUUAUUACGAAGUGAAAUCAAAAUCUAUUCAGUGUAAAAACUCAUUUGUGUGCGGUAAUGGAAAAUGCAUUUCACACGAAACAGUUUGUAAUGGAAGAGACGACUGUGGAGACCGUUCCGAUGAAGCAGACUGCACGUGGUUAAAAAAGAAAAUUCAAUUAAAACUGACCGGUGGUGCUAAGCCAAAUGAAGGCACAAUUGAAGUUAAAGCACAUGACAAGUGGGGUUUAGUCUGUGACGAUGAAUUUGAGCUAAAAGAUGGAGAUGUUGUUUGCCGUCAUCUUGGAUUUCCCCUCGGUGCAGCAGAAAUAAAAAAACAUUCAUUCUUCACUACAAAUCACAAAAUGAGUUUCAUCAUCGACAAUCUGCAUUGUUUGGGAAAUGAAACAUCCAUAGCCGAUUGUCUCCAUAACGGAUGGGGUGUCCACGAUUGUCAAGCCGAAGAGUGUUUGAAGGCUGCCGGAGUUGUCUGCAAAGUUGCAAAAAGUGAAUGCAGUUUCAACUAUUGGCAGUGUGAGAAGACUGCCGAAUGCAUACCUCUUAAUUUCCUUUGCGACAAUGUCAAAGAUUGCAAAGAUCAUAGCGAUGAAGAUCCAAAAAGAUGUGAAUCCCCAAUUGAAGUGCGUUUAGUCGGAACUGGAGGUGUUAGUAGGAGCAGUAAAGCAAAUGAAGGAAGAGUAGAAGUUAGAAGAUUUGGGGUAUGGGGAACCGUAUGCGAUGAUGACUUCGGUGCUCAAGAAGCGAAGGUGGUCUGUGCAGCUCUUGGAUUCAACGGAACUGGACAGGUUUAUAAAGAAGCAGCUUACGGAGCAGGUAAGGGAAUCAUAUGGCUUGAUCAAGUUCACUGCUUGGGUAACGAAAGUAAUAUCCAUCAGUGCAUGUCGGACGGUUGGGGACAAACAAACUGCAAACACAAUGAAGACGUAGCCAUUUCCUGCCUGCCACCUGCUUAUAGUGAGGGGGUCUUGAUGAAGCCCAUCUCUAAAGACCAAGUUAUCCAAGAAAACGGCAUCGAAAUGGAGGCAGGAGACGUAUUAUUGGAAGAUAUAUUUAUUCCAGACUGUGGAACUAUCAUAGAUAUGCUUGGAGCAAUCAAACAUCAGCCUGUAGCAAAAGUUGUUUCUGGGUUCGAAACUGUAAAAGGAACAUAUCCAUGGCAGGCAAGUAUAAGACUGAAAGGCAUAGCUGGAAAAUCAACACACUGGUGCGGUGCGGUAGUAAUUUCAAGAUUUCACAUAUUAACAGCUGCUCAUUGCCUCAGAGACUACGCUAAAGCAGCUUAUUUCAUAAGAGCUGGUGAUUACGAUAAUGAGGAUGAUGAAGGCACUGAACAAGAUAUGGAAAUAGAUGAAAUGUGGAUUCAUUCUGGUUUCAAUAAAGGAGUAAAUCUAAAUAACGACAUAGCUCUCGUAAAAAUCAAGGGUAAAGGAUUCGAAUUCAACACCUGGGUCUUACCAGCCUGUUUGCCUCAGAAUAACCCUAUUAUCCCAGAAAACUGUACCAUCUCAGGAUGGGGAUCUAGUGCCAAUCCUGGAACUGGUUUUGCACGUACCCUCCAUGCAACUUGGCUGAAACCAAUUUCAUACGAACAGUGCCGGGCAUUAGAUGCGUACGGUAAUUCCCUGAGCGUUGGCAUGAUGUGUGCUGGUAGCCUCAGCCUUGAUGGAGGUCCGGAUUCAUGCCAAGGAGACUCUGGUGGCCCACUACUUUGUCCCGUUAAUAGCCAGUUCACUCUGUUUGGUAUCACUAGCUGGGGUCACGGCUGCGGAAGGUCAAACAGUCCUGGUGUUUACACCAAUAUUUUACAUUAUAUCAAUUGGAUCAAUGACCGAAUCAAAAUUUCAAUGAAGAAGCAGAAUUACAGAAAGAAUUGAGCAGUUAUAUUUCAACAGCACUAUCUAUAAUUAAAACUGUUGUAAUUAUUGUUUACCAAGAUGAUCCUUGGCAAAUAAUAAUAUAACUACAGCAGUAAAUUCAAAGUUGUUUGAAAUUUCAAUAUAAUUGUUAAUAAUGAAAGAAACUUUUAUCUUGUACAAAUGAUAAGUUAAUAUGUGUUUUAAUGUAAAUAUCCUUGUUUUAGAUAGAAGUGUAACAUAUCUCCAAGAAAAACUAAUAUAAGUUAGUUUAAUGUUAGGAUUUUAAAACUAGUCUUUUAGCAUGUAUUCAAUAAAUU
Molecule: messenger RNA, 7255 nt
Organism: Nezara viridula (southern green stink bug)
Lineage: Eukaryota; Metazoa; Arthropoda; Insecta; Hemiptera; Pentatomidae
Source: the annotation of a GenBank genome assembly